AUGACUAUGAUCAUUGCUUGCAACCUAGCCUUCUCAUUCGUCGAGAAACCCAGCUUCCAAAUGUAUACUGCCUUGUAUACUCCUUUGGCAACGUUGCCAUCGCCAGACACGGUCAGAGUCCGACUCACCAGCAUGUUUGGAGCAGCGGUUAGCAAGUUGAUCAAUCACUUCAAAUCGAACAAUUCAUUGCUCUCGUUCUGUCUUGAUGGCUGGACAUCUCGUAAUUGUCUUGGAUUCAUUGGUAUCACGUGUCAUUGGAUUGAUGCUACAUUCAAGCCCAGGAAUGUGCUCCUUACGAUGACCAAGAUUGAUAUUACAACCUCUGAUGGCAAACACUCUGGCCUCAACAUUGCAGAUGCAUUCUAUAGGACACUACAGAGGUACUGCAUCACUGACAGAUGCCUUGCUACCAUUAGUGACAAUGCCAGUAACAACUUCACCUUCUCCAAGUCCUUGAAAGAGAUAUUGGAUGCCCGCAAGCUCCCCUACAAAGGCUUGGAGUCCCACAUUGGAUGCACCGCCCACAUCGUCAACCUUGUUGUCCAGGAGUUCAUCAAAGGUUUGGAGGCAUGCACUGUUCUUUCCAAGCUGCAUGGCAUCGCUGUUGCAAUCAGAGGUUCACCCCAGAGAAGAGAGAGCUACAAGUUUGACUAUAUUCCUUUUGGAAACAAAGACAGGAUCAAGCUACCCAAGAUGAUAGUUGUAACACGAUGGAACAGUCAGUACUUGGUCCUUGAAAGAGCAUUGGCGAUUCGCGCAACCCUCGAGAGGGUCUUCACUCAAAAGGAAUACGCUGAGUACGCUCUUGGCAAGGAUGAAUGGGAACUUGCGCGCACCCUCUUUGAGGUCUUGCAGCCAUUCUAUAGAGUCACGUUGGAAGUGUCACAUGCCAAUGCCAACCUCUCGAUCGCCUAUCCUAUGUUUGAGUACAUGUUCAAUCAUCUUGAGGCCAUGCAAUCAAAGAAGAAGGCCAACAAGUAUCCAGAAAUUGUCAAGAAGGCAGCUGAUCCUGCCCUCACUAUCUUGAAGAAAUAUUACAAGAACAGUGAUGAGGUACCUGACCUCUAUUAUUUAUCAACAGCGCUCAAUCCUACGUUCAAGUUGGUCUUCUUUAAUGACUGGGGAGUGUAUCUUGAGAAGGCCAAGACGGUGCUGACCGACACCUUUGAGAGGUAUCAUCGCAAGAACCCAAUCGUUCAGCCACAGGAAGAACUUCUUGAUCAGCAAAUCAACGUUGUUUGGUCUGAUGUAAUGCAAGAGAAGAUUAAGACUCAGCCCCAGACAGAGCUAUCAUUGUACUUGGGAUCUCCAAUCGAGAAACCAACUGUCAACAUAUACUUAUGGUGGAAGAAUCAUGCAAACGAGUACCCUAUACUUUCAGCCAUGGCCAGAGACCAUCUUUCCAUCAGAUGUUCG
This is a messenger RNA of Acytostelium subglobosum LB1, 1416 nucleotides long. RefSeq lists its product as hypothetical. The annotation marks the transcript as partial. The record is from RefSeq and is a predicted model, not a curated record. NCBI's taxonomy places the organism in Eukaryota, Evosea, Eumycetozoa, Acytosteliales, Acytosteliaceae. Gene Ontology annotation, molecular function: protein dimerization activity. The transcript has 5 exons.